This is a messenger RNA of Geodia barretti, 588 nucleotides long. The record is from the annotation of a GenBank genome assembly. NCBI's taxonomy places the organism in Eukaryota, Metazoa, Porifera, Demospongiae, Tetractinellida, Geodiidae.
AUGGCCAGCAAUACCAGCGCAGUAACCCCCCAGCGAUUCAGCGAGGGGUUCGCCUACUCAGACUACAUGGCCCAGAUCAAUGUGAACAAGGAACGGAUGGAUGGCUUCUACGAAAACUUCAAGGUAACGUCGGAAAACGAGGCUUCGCUGAAAGAAUUGGCCAGCAACCCCAACGGCCCCACCAAGAUGUUGGUGUUGUGCGAAGACUGGUGUGGCGAUGUAGUGCGGGGUUUGCCCGUACUAGCCCGCAUGGCCGAGGCCGCCGGGUGGGGAAUGCGAGUUUUCCCCAGGGACCAGCACCACGACAUAAUGAACGAAUUCCUCAAAAAUGGGGAAUGGAUGUCUAUUCCCACCGCCGUCUUUUACACUUCGGACCACCGGUACAUCUUGCACUGGAUCGAGCGUCCUGAAGUGGCCGAAAGAGAAAUCAUGGAUAUUGAGGAAGCCAUCCGUGCCGAGAAUCCCGACAUCAAUGACCAGGACUACGGCCGGGAGCGACGGGCACGGACGGCGGCUCGGGCGGAAGCCUGGCAGCAGGCCACCGUUGAGGAGAUUAUUGACCGGCUUCAGGCCAACCUUUCGACGUAG